This is a messenger RNA of Kogia breviceps (pygmy sperm whale), 1833 nucleotides long. It is a transcript of the gene TMEM129, whose product is annotated as transmembrane protein 129, E3 ubiquitin ligase. The record is from RefSeq and is a predicted model, not a curated record. Gene Ontology annotation, cellular component: endoplasmic reticulum; membrane. Gene Ontology annotation, biological process: protein ubiquitination. Gene Ontology annotation, molecular function: ubiquitin protein ligase activity. Lineage: Eukaryota; Metazoa; Chordata; Mammalia; Artiodactyla; Physeteridae.
AUGGACAGCCCCGAGGUCACCUUCACGCUGGCCUACGUGGUGUUCGCCGUGUGCUUCGUGUUCACCCCCACCGAGUUCCACUCUGCCGGGCUCACGGUGCAGAACCUGCUGUCGGGCUGGCUGGGCAGCGAGGACGCCGCCUUCGUGCCCUAUCACCUGCGCCGCACGGCCGCCACGCUGCUGUGCCACUCGCUGUUGCCGCUGGGCUACUACGUGGGCAUGUGCUUCGCAGCCUCAGAAAAGCGGCUCUACUUCCCCAGCCAGGCCCCGGAGACCUGGCGGGUCUUUCUCCUGCUGGCAUUGACACUGCCCGCCAUCGCCUGCGCCCUGAUCUACUAUUGGUCCCGGGACCGGUGGGCCCACCACCCACUGGCCCGCACCCUGGCCCGCUACGCCCUCCCGCAGUCAGGCUGGCGGGCCGUCGCUUCCUCCGUGGACACCGAGUUCCGGCGGAUCGACAAGUUUGCCACGGGGGCGCCGGGUGCCCGUGUGAUCGUGACGGACACGUGGGUGCUGAAGGUGACCACGUACCGUGUGCGCGUGGCCCAGCAGCAGGACGUGCACCUGACCGUGACGGAGUCCCAGCAGCGCGACCUCUCCCCAGACUCGAACCUGCCCGUACAGCUCCUCACCAUCCGCGUGGCCAGUGCCGACCCUGCCGUGCCGGCUUUCGACAUCCGGCUGCACUCCACGGAGUACGGUGAGCUGUGUGAGAAGCUCCGGGCACCCAUCCGCAGUGCGGCCGACGUGGUCAUCCACCAGAGCUUGGGCGACCUGUUCCUGGAGACCUUCGCCUCCUUGGUGGAGGUCAAUCCGGCCUACUCGGUCCCCAGCAGCCAGGACCUGGAGGCGUGCAUCGGCUGCAUGCAGACCCGGGCCAGCGUGAGGCUGGUGAAGACCUGCCAGGAGGCGGACGAGGGCGAGUGCCAGCAGUGCUGUUGCCGCCCCAUGUGGUGUCUCACCUGCAUGGGCAAGUGGUUCGCCAGCCGCCAGGACCCGCAGCGCCCCGACACCUGGCUGGCCAGCCGUGUGCCCUGCCCCACCUGCCGUGCGCGCUUCUGCAUCCUGGACGUGUGUGCCGUGCGCUGAGCCCGCCAGAGGGACCCCGCCACUGCCUUGGGGAGUAGUUGGGCCUCUGGGCCCUGGUUUGGGCUGUCAUGGGUGGCUCAUCCCCGUGUGGCGACUCACCGCUGCAGAAGGGCUGAGGCUGCAGUAGGGCUGGGGUUUUGUUUUAAAAAGAAGUUUUCUGUUGAAGUUCUGUCUGCAGCAGCGGGAUGGGUCUUCAGUGCCUUUGUCUCCCCCACUCUUCGUGCUUCCGAUUAGGGGUAGAUGCUGGGCACACAGAACGUGGUGUCGGGUCCAUCUCCAGAGCAUUCUGGGGCCCCCUGAGCUGUGUUCUGGGAGACCCCGUCGUCUGCCCCAGAUGGCCCUAACUUAAGCCACUUGCCUUAAACGUAUGGGGCACAUAAACCUUAACUGCUUGUCAGUUACACGACAGACUCGGAUUUGCCCGAGCUGCAGUCUGUCCUACUCCUGUCCCCAAGCCAGCUGCUGGCCCUGUGGCAUCGGCACCCUCCACUCCCCCCACGGAGGCUGCUCUGAGGAACUGGCGCAGAGCUCAUUGGUGGAGGGUGAGAGCACUGCCCAGGGGCUCCUGGUGAUUGUGGGCAGCCAAGGGCCCACUCCUGGUGGGGGGGGUGGCCCCUGCCUGCUCCCUGCCCAGGGACACCCUGGGCUUCCCAUCGGGGGCUGGCUGCUUCCAGCUGCCAUUCUGCAGCCCGUGCUUGUGGGGGCUGCCCCGUCCCUGGGAGGGGCUUGUAACCACGUGCCUGC